This is a messenger RNA of Phascolarctos cinereus (koala), 937 nucleotides long. RefSeq names its product NOP protein chaperone 1 (gene NOPCHAP1). Gene Ontology annotation, biological process: box C/D snoRNP assembly. NCBI's taxonomy places the organism in Eukaryota, Metazoa, Chordata, Mammalia, Diprotodontia, Phascolarctidae. Gene Ontology annotation, molecular function: box C/D methylation guide snoRNP complex binding. The record is from RefSeq and is a predicted model, not a curated record.
AUGAGUGAGGUGCAGGCAGCAGCCACCUGCGCCUCUUUCCGCGUGGGGGCGCCAGAGCACAGCGGUCUCGCGGGGGCGGGGCGAGCCCGGGCGCCGAGCGCGCAGGCUCAGGCGCACGCGCAGUCGUGGGCCUUCUCCAUCCGGGUCUCCGUCCGGCGGGAUCUUCCCUCUCAGCUCGCGACUGGCAUGGCUGGGCUCGAGGAGCCGGGGAACGGCGGGCGGGGGCGCGCGCCCCCGAGCGGGGGCCCCGGCGGCGUGAGGACAACGGUGUCGCGCGAGCUGCUGCACGCGGGCUGCGCAGGCGCAGGCGGGCUUCAGGACACGCUCCUCAUCAGUUCCAAAGGCAAGAGCCCGGGCUUGAAGACCGUCCGAGUGGAGAGGAGCAGCCUUUUAGAAAGAGUGAAGAACUUCCUACCUCACAUCGAACAGGCAAACAAAAAACUGAGAGAGGAAAUGGCAUCAGGGCCUCCAGGCCUGUUCAAUAUCGAAAAUGUAGAUGACUGCCAGGAAAAAAUCAUAGAAAUGGACGUGGCCAUGGUGGAGGUGAGCAGCUCUGAUUCUGAAGACCUGAGUUCAGGAGAGAGUUCCGAAUCCGAGGACGAAAACAGCGUAACUGGAGAGGUCACUGUGGAGAAUAUUAAGCUUCCUAACUCAGGACAAAGAAGAGGCAAGAUAGAAGUUUUGGACACUUGAACAACCAGAGGGAUGAAGCUGUCCGUCUCCGGCCCCGUGCCUGCGCUGCACUCGGGACCCAGCCCCUCCAGCUCCAGGGGAUCAUUUGUGUGACUGACUUGUCCGUUUCGUGGGACAUAAGCACUGCUUCUAUAUAUGUUGUGUAUAGUUCACUAGGGUUUUGUGUGAAGGUCAGCUUUCCCAGUCCCUUGCCCAGAAGCCAGCGUGGAAACAAAUGGCACUAAAUAAAUGCUUUUAAAAUCAA